CAGGCUUGCUACAGGAAGUGGUAUAUCUAGUGAGUCAGGGAGCUGAUCCAGAUGAGAUUGGACUAAUGAAUAUAGAUGAACAACUUCCAGUCCUAGAGUACCCUCAGCCUGGUCUGGACAUCAUCAAGGAACUGACAUCUCCUCGCCUCAUAAAAAGCCACCUACCGUACCGUUUUUUGCCUUCGGACCUCCAUAAUGGCAAUUCCAAGGUAAUAUACAUGGCUCGCAACCCCAAAGACCUCGUGGUGUCUUAUUACCAGUUUCACCGCUCCCUAAGGACCAUGAGCUACAGAGGAACGUUUCAGGAGUUCUGCAGAAGGUUUAUGAAUGACAAGUUAGGAUACGGUUCGUGGUUUGAACAUGUGCAAGAGUUUUGGGAACAUCACAUGGAUGCCAAUGUACUUUUUCUCAAGUAUGAAGAUAUGCAUAAGGACCUAGCAACAAUGGUUGAGCAACUGGUGAGGUUCUUAGGAGUUUCUUAUGACAAAGCACAGUUGGAAUCCAUGGUGGAACACUGCCAUCAACUUAUUGAUCAGUGCUGUAAUGCAGAAGCUCUUCCCGUUGGCAGGGGACGAGUUGGGCUAUGGAAAGACAUCUUCACUGUCUCAAUGAAUGAGAAAUUUGAUUUAGUUUAUAAACAGAAGAUGGGAAAAUGUGACCUCACAUUUGAUUUUUAUUUAUAAAAAGUGCAUGCAAAUGAUAUCCAGAUAUAGCUAGAAGUGCUUUAUGCAUUCAUUUAUUACCUGCUGGACAAACUACUGUAGCUAUUAUGUGUAACAAGAUUUAAAGGAAGAAAAACAAUCUAAGUAAACCAUGUCAGAUACAAUUAUCUUUGAUCCUAAACAGCUGGUUAUCUUCUAGUAUUUAAAUCCUUUAUCCACAUGCAAGAAUUUCCUAGCCAAUACUAGAACAUUCAGCUGUUAUGGAAUGUAUUAUAUACGUAUAAGGUAUGUAUCAUAUAUGCAACUAGAAUGUACACCUUUUCAGCCCCACAUUGAUUCUUUAAUGUGUUUUAUAAAAGCUUGUCACUAGAACCUAAAUAAAUGUCCGUAAACCAAA
Molecule: messenger RNA, 1059 nt
Organism: Acanthisitta chloris (rifleman)
Lineage: Eukaryota; Metazoa; Chordata; Aves; Passeriformes; Acanthisittidae
Gene: SULT4A1
Product: sulfotransferase family 4A, member 1
Exons: 6
Coding region: 66-683 (205 amino acids)
Biological process (GO): sulfation
Cellular component (GO): cytoplasm
Molecular function (GO): sulfotransferase activity
Source: RefSeq, a predicted model, not a curated record